Molecule: messenger RNA, 1328 nt
Organism: Paramuricea clavata
Lineage: Eukaryota; Metazoa; Cnidaria; Anthozoa; Malacalcyonacea; Plexauridae
Source: the annotation of a GenBank genome assembly
AUGGACAGAAAAGCGAAUUUGAAUAAACGACCAAUGGACAGGUCAAACCAGAAUUUCGAUGCCCUCAUCAAGACCGUUCAAAGUUGUGGUGUCUCAUUUGACGUAUGGGAGAAAGUUGAAGAGGGCGGUCGAGGUGGCGUCUAUGACUUCACAAGCCUUAUGGGGUCAGACAAGCGUCUGCUCCUUAAGGAGUUGCCAAGCAAGCUAUCUAGCAUACUUCCAGACAACAACAACAACAAUAACUUUAUUACACCUUUUUUAACAUUAAUUAUUUACAAAAUGGAAAGUAUCAAAAUAUCAAAACAAUAUAUAAGUUGAUGUGCCACAUAUGGUAUAUAUAUAUAUACUAUGUUUAAGGUGUCUAGAAGCUAAAUAAACUGAAGUUUUCUAGUUAGCUCCCAGCUAUAUAAAGAUAUAUACUGAUUUAAUAUAAGUACAAAUAGUACAAGUGGGACAAUUGUUAGACUCUGGCAGGUAGUGAUUAGGACAAUCACAUUGGCAAUGUUUUGCUAUGUAUAUAUUAAUAUUGUUUUGAUUAAAAUAUAUUUGACAUGAUCUAUUUUUCUAGGAAUUUAAUGAAAUUUGUCAACUUUUGGGUGUUGUGUCCCCAACAGAAGAACAAAUAAUGAAUUACUUGACAAGGUAAGUUUUGCUUAAAACUGAAAAAAAAAUAAUUCAAUACUGCAGCAAUAAAGAGUACCAUACAAUAUUUAUCAUUUUAGGCUGUGAAUUGGGUGAAGUUAUUCCUCUUGCUCAAUGGCAAGAACUUGGAGUACGAGCCAGCAAGGAUCACUCCAUAUAUGCAUGCCAUGGUUUACCAUGUACCACGUUUCAUGCAAAUGCAUCAUGGGGUAAAGAAAUUUACUGGUCAAGGUAUUGUACUUUAUUGUUGUAACUUGUGUAUAUUAUGCGUUCAAUCAUUUUACAUUAAGUGUUUUUAUUAUUUUGCUAUCAUAGGAGUCGAAAAACUUAAUGACGAUUGCAGACGAGUCCAUUUGCAAAGGUCCAAGAAAUGGGAUGCCCACACAGAUGUAUUUCUUGUUGGAAAACGGGUCGAGCACUUGUCCAACUGUGAACGUAUAACGAGGCCCUACUUGAAAAGGAACAAGAACUACUGGGAAAGUGCGAUAAAGGAAAGCCGUUCAAAGCGAAUUUGUGUGUCCGCACAAAUUAAUGAGGAAACAGAGGUUGACAUAAACUUGUUGACCGCAAAUGAAAUCAAACACAAACUUAAAGAUUUAGGUGUCUUGACAAAACUAAGGAGCUUGGAGAAAUUGAAAAAGCUCCUUAGAGAGAGCUUAACAAAUAAGGAAAACAACAACAUUUAG